AUGAUUGUCACGUUCCCUCCUGAACAGGACGAACACAGUUCUCACCCUCAGAGGUUUCUCAUUAAGAACAACAACGUCAUCUCACCUGACAGACCGAGUGAUCUGCAGAUCGAGCGACCUGCAGACCGAGCGACCUGCAGACUCGGGACCUGCAGACUCAGGGACCUGCAGUCCGAGGGACCUGCGGACUCAGGGACCUGCAGUCCGAGGGACCUGCGGACUCAGGGACCUGCAGACCGAGCGACCUGCGGACUCAGGGACCUGCAGACCGAGCGAUCUGCAGACUCAGGGACCUGCAGACCGAGUGAUCUGCAGAUCGAGCGACCUGCAGACCGAGCGACCUGCAGACUCGGGACCUGCAGACUCAGGGACCUGCAGACCGAGGGACCUGCAGACUCAGGGACCUGCAGAUCGAGCGACCUGCAGACUGAGCGACCUGCGGACUCAGGGACCUGCAGAUCGAGCGACCUGCAGACUCUUCUAAAUACUGCAGCGCUGUUUCCACCAACUCUCAGUAGACACUCAUUUCUUCACUCUAACUGGCUGUUAGCGCCCCCUGUUGGUGAGUUAGACUCUUUUUACAAUGAGGCCGAUCUACAGAGAUAGACACGAUUGUUCCUCAAUGACUGAAUAAUGGAUCAUUGAAAUACAAACAGCAGCGACGCUCAGAGACGCAGUUUGCUCUGCAGCGCAGUUAGAGGAACAUUUAACCCUUUGGGUGUGUUUAGUGACUUUAUGAUUCAUUUUCAGGUUCAAAAGCUGCUCAAUGAAUCAGGUGGAUGAAAGUAUCAGAACACACCUCAAUGAUCUCACAGGUCACCUGUCUCCCUGUCUUUGUGCUAAGCUAGGCUUCGCAUUUACAUACCCUCAAGGUUUUCCUUUAAAGGAGUAGGUUGACCUUUGGUAAAGUAAAGCUGUGAACCCGCUCCCUGUGACCAUGUUUGACCUGUGACAUCUUAAUCAUGAAUGUGUAUUUAGCUAAAGUUAGCCUAGCUUAGCAUAAAGAUUGGAAUAAGUGGAGCAAGCAGGUGGACUGACUCCAUCAUAAUUUUGUCUCUUUUUUCCCUCUGUGUCUGAAGUAUACUUUAACUUAAACAUUUUUUAUUCCUGAUGAUUUAAAGAGACAGUCUGUUAUUUUAAUGACCGAUAGAAACAUAAAAUACUGACGCUUUAAAAACUAUUUCAUGAAACAGGUGUGUAGGAGAGCGAUGAUAACUUCAAACACUGCAGACAAACUCCUGCACACCGUGUAGAUCACAUAAAAAUAUGGGCAAUGUUAAGGUACACGGUAAAUGUUUCCUGUGUGUUUGUGUGAUUUAGACGGAGUGUCGGAUAUUUUAGAAAAUUAAAAACAGAACUGAUCCAACAUUGGGUGCCUAUGACUUCUGUUUGUUUGAUGCCAUGGUAUCCACACAGAGAUAUUGAUAUCAGCUGAUU
This is a messenger RNA of Labrus mixtus (cuckoo wrasse), 1437 nucleotides long. RefSeq lists its product as uncharacterized. The transcript has 4 exons. Lineage: Eukaryota; Metazoa; Chordata; Actinopteri; Labriformes; Labridae. The record is from RefSeq and is a predicted model, not a curated record. Bases 1 to 606 code for a protein of 201 amino acids.